AUGAAAACAAUUUUCGAUAUUCUUAUCAAUGGUUUAGUUAAGAAUUUAACUAAUUCAAAAUAUCGAAUAGUUAUGAUUAAUGUAUGUUUAUUUGGAACAUGUUCUCUUUGGCCAUUUGUUUUAGUUUUUCAUAUAACUGAACUUGAACCAAUGUUUAUUCAUAAUUUCGAUUCAUCAAUUAUCAUAAUAACAUUAAUUUGUGCACUUCUAUUUAAUACGUUAACAAUAACAAUUCCAUUUCAAUAUACAUCAUUUGCAAAUGCUGCUUCUUUUAUAGUUGCUAUUCCUUGUAUAACAUUAAUUGAUCGUUAUCUGUUAAAUAUAAAAUAUUCUGCAUUAUUUAUAUUGGCUAUACUAUGUUCAUUAUCAAGUAUUCUUCUUUCAAUGAUACCAAAAACAUGUUUUCAAGCAGGUGAAGCACGUAAAAUGAAGCAAGCAUUGGGUUUAAUUAAUAAAGAUUUAAAUAUAAGUGCUGCUGCUGCUCCUGCUGCUGGCGGUUUAUUAUCUACUGGUGGAACAACGAAUGGAACAUCUUCAACAUUUGAAGAAAUAAAAACUCAACGAAGAAUUCGAAAUGCUCUUUUAUAUAAUGAACUCAAAACAUAA
Messenger RNA from Rotaria socialis, 606 nucleotides. Lineage: Eukaryota; Metazoa; Rotifera; Eurotatoria; Philodinida; Philodinidae. The record is from the annotation of a GenBank genome assembly.